AACCGGCCUCGACCGUUGCUAGUGGCUCGUUUUUUCUUGCUCAGGCAAAAUAAAAGCUUUUCAAUUUUUUUUUUUUUUAACUUUAGAUUUUUUUUGGGGGGGGGACUGUUUGCGUGUGUGUUUGAACCGACGUGCUUCCUACUUAACGUGUGCGGCUUUUCCAAGUCUUCAAGGAAUGCCCAGAGAGCUGACCCAGAACAGGAUCCAAAAGAUCUGGGUUCCAACCAAGGAUGAUAAACCGGCACCCCGUCGAGCGUGCGGCGCCCCCCACGUCGCCAACCCCCCCACCGUCAUCGUGAUGGUCGGCCUGCCGGCUCGGGGCAAGACGUACAUGUCGAGGAAACUCACACGCUACCUCAACUGGAUCGGCAUGCCCACCAAAGUCUUCAACGUGGGCGAGUACCGCAGGGAGGCGGUCAAGAACUACAGCUCCUACGAUUUCUUCAAGUCCGAUAACGAGUGCGCUGUCAAGAUCAGGGAACAAUGUGCCUUAGCGGCCUUGAGGGACGUCAAGUCCUACUUGCAAGACGAAGGAGGCCAAGUUGCGGUCUUCGACGCGACGAACACGACGAGGGACAGGCGAAAGCUCAUCCUGCAGUUCGGCCGUGAGAACAGCUUCAGGAUUUUUUUCAUCGAGUCCGUCUGCGACGACCCCGGCGUCAUUGCGUCCAAUAUCAUGGAAGUAAAGGUGUCCUGCCCAGAUUACAAAGACUGCAACAAGACGGACGCCAUGUUGGAUUUCCAAAGGAGGAUCGAAUGUUACAAAGCCAGCUACCAGCCUCUGGAUCCCGAUCAGCACGAUAGGGAGCUAUCCUUCAUCAAGGUGAUCGACGUGGGUCGCCGCUUCCUGGUCAACCGCAUCCAGGAUCACACCCAGAGCAAGAUCGUGUACUACCUGAUGAAUAUCCACGUCCAGCCGCGCACCAUCUACCUGUGUCGGCACGGCGAGAGCACAGACAACCUGGAGGGGCGGCUGGGGGGCGACGCCGGCCUCUCGCCGAGGGGCAGGCAGUUUUCUACCGCCUUGGCCAAGUUUGUGGAGGAGCAGCAGCUGAAGGAUCUAAAAGUCUGGACCAGCCAGUUGUGCCGCAGCAUCCAGACGGCCGAGCACCUGGGGGUCCCGUACGAGCAGUGGAAGGCCCUCAAUGAAAUUGACGCGGGGGUGUGCGAGGAGAUGACGUAUGACGAGAUUAAAGAGAAAUUCCCUGAGGAGUUCAACUUGAGGGAUGAGGAUAAAUACUACUACCGCUACCCUGCUGGAGAGUCCUACCAGGAUCUGGUCCAGAGGGUGGAGCCGGUCAUCAUGGAGCUGGAACGGCAGGAGAACGUGCUGGUCAUCUGCCACCAGGCUGUCAUGCGCUGCCUCCUGGCCUACUUCCUGGAUAAAAGCGCAGAUGAGAUGCCCUACCUGAAGUGUCCCCUUCACGCUGUGCUGAAGCUCACCCCCGUGGCCUACGGCUGCAAAGUCGAGUCCAUUUCUUUGAAUGUGGAAGCAGUGAACACACACAGAGACAGACCGGAGGAGGUAAAGAGGGGUCCCGGCAUCUUGAUCCGGAGGAACAGCGUGACUCCUCUGACCAGCCCCGAGACCAACAUCAAGAAACCUCGCAUCGACGAUCUGGACGAGGCUCCCAUCCAGGAGCUCCCGCAUUCCGUGGCUUCGUUGGCGCUCUGCGGCCCGCCGCGUCUCCCGCUGACACUGGCCGGCCAGCACUGGCUGGGCAACGUUUGCCUAACCUGAGGAGUCAGUCCUGACACCCCGCCGGUCACAAAGCAGCAACGGAAUGUGGCAUCCACGCGCCUUUUUCACUCAAUGACUCGACACAAUGAAAGUUCUUCGACAAAAAAAAGCCUUUUCAAAAUCGAAAGGAUGACGUCCUCUUUUUUUGUUUUGUUUUGGGAUUUUUACCCCUCUCACAUUGGUGUACCUUAAAUCCUGCAAAAACGAAGGGGGUGACUUUCAUUUUUGUCUUUUUUUUUUUCUAUCCAAAGAUGUCAUUUUAAAGCAACGCUCCUCUUUCACUUUCAUGCCUUCCUUCGAGAAAUUUCUACGGGAACUUCUGAAGUUUGUAAGCAAACUGUGACUGAUUUCACAGUCAAUUCAGUCUUGCUGUAGUUCACACCGGAGACUUUCAUUGGAUCGUAUUUAUUCGACACUGGAACUGUUCACACGCGGGUGUCAAGCGGCAGCCAAAUUGUGGACUGAUUUUGCAACAUUCGGGAUGCGUUUAGUUUCCAUGUCGAGAAUGUUCCGCUUCGAUUUCGCGCAGAGGGCGUUCUUGCCGUCGGGUGCCUGUUGCGCUUGCUUGGCGAACCUCUCUACGAUUUUUCACAUUUCAUCGAAUAUUGUCACACAUUCAAAUGAGUAACUUUUGAAUGUUUUUUUUUUUUUUUUAGCUCGGUCGCUACUGAACACGGCGAACGAAAACAGGGUCUCCCCACUGUCGGGGGAAAUAUUUCUUUGCUGUCAUUGUCCGCCGCGCACAAACGUUAUAAGCGCCUCUAUUUUUCUUAUCACAAAGCGUGCUGUUAAUAAUGUUUGUAAAUACGAGUGGAGGUAGAGUGAACCGGAGUUCGUGUACGGAAAGAAACCGCUUGUUAGCGCAAGCCGCUUGACGUGUUUAUUUUUUUGUUACCGUUUUAUGAUGUUCCUUAUUUAUUUUCUACGUAGGUUCUGACACAGGAAAUGACAGUCUGUCGUACUUGAUUUGGCAUCCGCUGGACCAAUAAAACGCCUAAAAUUAC
Messenger RNA from Hippocampus comes (tiger tail seahorse), 2745 nucleotides. It is a transcript of the gene pfkfb3, whose product is annotated as 6-phosphofructo-2-kinase/fructose-2,6-biphosphatase 3. The coding region runs from base 176 to 1741 and encodes 521 amino acids. The record is from RefSeq and is a predicted model, not a curated record. Gene Ontology annotation, biological process: fructose metabolic process; fructose 2,6-bisphosphate metabolic process. The transcript is spliced from 16 exons. Lineage: Eukaryota; Metazoa; Chordata; Actinopteri; Syngnathiformes; Syngnathidae. Gene Ontology annotation, molecular function: ATP binding; fructose-2,6-bisphosphate 2-phosphatase activity; 6-phosphofructo-2-kinase activity. Gene Ontology annotation, cellular component: cytosol.